UAAUUGCAGUGCAAUCAAUUGCAAUGCUUAUAAGAGAACAUAAACCACAUAGAAUGCGCUGCUGCGUAUGACGACAGCCUUUUCAGAUAGUCGUCGUCUCUCUCCAAGUGUGUGUGCUGGCAAUCCAUCACAUCGCUCGUGUCCAGCAGCAGCAGCAGUCGUCGUCUUACGGAAAAACGCGCCAACGAACGCACCUCUUCGCCCACAUCUUCGUGCGCUGCGAUCACGCGCCGCCGCCACCACCCCACCAUUGCCCCUUGCUGAAGCCCAGCCACGCUCAUAGAUGAUAAUGGUGCGCAGGAGAGCGCGGCCCGCCAAGGAAACUGGUGGUGGCUCCGCAGCGGCAGCUGUUGCUUCCGACGGGGCUCUGUCCAUGGACACAGCCGCCGCUGUGGCCGUAGCGGGCGGCAAUCAUCUGCUCGAUGAUCAAUAUUUUGCCAGCCCCAAGCGGAAAGACUGCCGCCUGAUGAAGGCCAGUGAAAAUCUCAAAAUCUCCUCGGAUGUUGUGGCAUUGGAGGAGGAGGCGAACAACAAAGGCGUCAAGCCAACAAAGGCGUUAACGGAUCGAACGAUUGGCGUGCCGCUGGCCACCCGCUCCCAGACACGCACCAUCGAGAACUUUUUCAAAGCGAAUGCUGCCGCCAAGUGCGGAAUCACAUUGAAUACACAUCAUCCAGAGCCAAUUAAAGAGCAAAAGACAAUAUCUACAGCAGAGCUGCCCCUGUCCGACGAGCUGGGGGAUGAGGAGUUGGAGCGGGUUGUGGGGGAUCUGCUGUAUGAUGGCCAUUCGACGGCCUCUUCCGAUUCGCCUUCCUACCAGCACGAGAACGAGCACGAGGAGGUGAUGCAGGACACCUUUGCUCUACGGGAGACCAGUCCCGUGCCCGUGCUGAUGGCCGACUUCCAGACACACCGCUCUGGCCUGCGGGACAGCCACAGCUCAUCGCACAGCAGCAGCAGCAGUGGUGGUGCCAGUGCCACGACAGACAACAUCUUCCUGCAGGAGCCGGUCCUGACACUGGACAUUGACCGCACGCCCACCAAAGCCUCUAGCAUUAAGAUCAACAAGAGCUUUGAGCUGGCCAGCGCCGUGUUCUCAUCGCCGCCUUCCGUUCUGAAUGCCUGCCGUUUCAAUCAGAUUGUCACACUCAAUGGCGGCGGCCAGUGCGAACCACAGCCUGUUGUCGUAGCCCAGCCACAGCCGCAGCCGCAGCUACAGCUACAGCCACACCACAACGGCUUCGAAUUGGACCAACAUGACAGUAGUUCCUGCGACAGUGGCGUUGCCUGCAGCCUGACCAUAUCGGCAGAAUCUCCAGCCGCUGGAGGAGGAGCUGGAGCUGCUGCACGUCGUCGCAAACCAGCCACACCCCAUCGCAUACUCUGCCCCUCGCCGAUCAAGACAUUGCCCCGCGGCGAUGGGGGGGGAUUGAUUGUACCUGGAGCACGCAAGACUUCCGGCAUCAUGAUGAAGGGCGAUCUGUUGUCGCCCAGAAAGUCGCCACGCAAGCUGCCGACAACCACAGCGGCGGUUGCCGCCUGCAAGUCGCGACGAAGACUGAAUCAGCCAAAGCCACAAGCGCCUUACCAGCCCCAACAGCCACAGCCACCGCCAGGCACACAGCCAACGAACGAGGACGUUGUCGUUAUCGAUGAUGAUGAGGAUGAUGAUGAUCAGGAGGAGGACGAGGGGGAGGAGGAUGAGGACGAUGUCCACGCCUUACUGAAGGCCGCCGAGGAGCUGGAGAACCUGAACAAAAUACCCAUAGCCAACAGCAACAAAAGCAACAAUCACGUUAAAGCAAUGCUCAAGCCAGCGCCAGCCAAGCCAAGGGCUGCCCUAACCAAAGGCGGGUCCAAGACCAAGACGGGGUCGAAGAUCCAACCAGGACCGCUGCCCCUGGCCGCCACCAAUGGCAACCGGGAGAUGACCGACUUCUUUCCGGUGCGCCGCAGCGUACGCAAGACCAAAACAGCCGUCAAGGAGGAAUGGCUGCGCAAUCUGGAGCAGGCUGUGCUCGAGGAGCGCUCCGAGGGACUCCAGGUGCGCAACUUCAUGGGCAAGGGUCGCGGCGUCGUCGCUGUACGUCACUUUAAGCGCAACGAAUUCGUUGUGGAGUAUGUGGGCGAUCUGAUCUCGAUCAGCGAUGCCACCGAUCGCGAACGACGCUAUGCCCUGGACGAGAACGCCGGCUGCUACAUGUACUAUUUCAAGCACAAGAACCAGCAGUACUGCAUCGAUGCCACCGUGGACACUGGGAAGCUGGGACGCCUCAUCAACCACUCGCGUGCCGGCAAUCUAAUGACCAAAGUGGUCGUGAUCAAGCAGCGUCCGCAUCUCGUGCUGCUGGCCAAGGACGACAUUGCGCCGGGGGAGGAGCUGACCUACGACUAUGGCGAUCGGUCCAAGGAGUCGCUGCUGCACCAUCCCUGGCUGGCCUUCUGAGGCCGGGAGUCCAUGGAGAAACCCUAACCAGCAGGGAUAGGGAUAGGGAUGGGGAUGCCAACGGGAAACGGUUCGGAAAUCGUUCAGCUUUAAGCGGAAACAACCACAAAAUCGGUUAAAAUCGGCAAAACUGGUUUUUGUUUUGUGUUUGUGUGCUUCUUUGUUAGCUUUUAUAUAUGUAUAGAUAUCAUCAUCAGAUCCAUUAUGCCCUGAAACGAAUCAGAAAAGAAACCGAUGACCAAAACUUCCAUUCAAAGACUGUUCAAACCUCGAAACGAAACGAACCGAACCGACCCGGCUGGCCCUUCCCGUUGCUCCGAAUUUAGUUUUUAUUUGAGGAAAAGUAUGAAAACUGUUAGUUCAAAAUAUCAUAAAGGAUAGCGACACCAACACCACACACACACACACAAAGCACACACAUAUUUUCUGGAUUUGUUAUCCGUUUUUUUUUUUCGUCAUAUUGUUAGAGCCAGGCUAAUAGUAAACAGAGCGAGAGAGAGAGAGAGACGAGAGACAGGCGACGGGAGACGGGAGAUGAUGAUAAUAAUAAUAACUAAAAGAAAAUGCGCUUAAACAUUAAGGCAUCUAGAGACUAAGGAUAACGAAAUGAAAACACUGUUGAACAUUUAGACGCAAGUUGGUAUGAAGAUUUCGAGAGGAAGAUGUGCUGAAUUCGCAUCUGUCUAGAGACCGGAUCGUAUGCUAUUUAUAUAGAUAUUUAUAUUAGAUACAUGUGUAAUUUUGAAACUAUUAUUAUGUACUAUUUACUGCCAUAGUGCUAUACACACAGCCUCGCCCCAUGCACUCCCUCCCCCACGCCCCACACACACACACACACACACACAGCCGCAAUCUGCAGGCACAUGCAUCCUCCAGGAGAUUAGCGGACUGCUGGACACCUAGUGCUUCAAUGGAUUGAUAGCCUCUCUCCUCAACACACACACACACCUAAGCAGGUUUCAAUCACACACACAUAAACGCAUAUAUAGUGUAAACAAAAACCUCCUGCCCUUCCCCUUAGCAACAGAAAAAAGCAGAAAUUUCCAACCAAAAUGACAGAAGCUUCUCCAAUAAUUGUUUUUCUUCAAAUAGGUUUUAUUUCUUGUAAUCGGCGCAUAUCUUU
Molecule: messenger RNA, 3569 nt
Organism: Drosophila persimilis
Lineage: Eukaryota; Metazoa; Arthropoda; Insecta; Diptera; Drosophilidae
Gene: Set8
Product: histone-lysine N-methyltransferase PR-Set7
Exons: 3
Coding region: 284-2446 (720 amino acids)
Molecular function (GO): protein binding; histone H4K20 methyltransferase activity
Source: RefSeq, a predicted model, not a curated record